Messenger RNA from Pyricularia grisea, 686 nucleotides. RefSeq lists its product as uncharacterized. The transcript is spliced from 5 exons. The record is from RefSeq and is a predicted model, not a curated record. Lineage: Eukaryota; Fungi; Ascomycota; Sordariomycetes; Magnaporthales; Pyriculariaceae. The annotation marks the transcript as partial.
UUAAGAUCGAUCGCGCCGCUGCACUUUCUCACGAUAUCCGAUACCAGGUUGCCGUCCUUCUUUUGCACUCUUCAAAAUCCUGGAACCCUGAGAAUUCACUUCUCGCGCUGCCCCGACUGCAACCUUUGUGGCAAAGACUACCUACUUUUGUCAAAGCUUUUUGAAGAUCUAGGGCUUGCUGCAAUGUCGGCCUCACUCGCGCCAGAAUGCAACGAGGUUAAAGAGCGCUACGAUACGUGUUUUCUGAAGUGGUACAGCGAGAAAUACUUGCGGGGUGCCGGAAAUAGCAACAAGAAUGAGUGCGAAAGUCUUUUCAACGAUUAUCAAAAAUGUUUGGGGGUUGCCUUGAAGAAGAAGGGCAUCGACAAAUUGCUUGACGAGGCAAGGGAAGAUAACAAAGAAAAUGAUGCCACCCAUAUGGGGCGGAGGUAGCCAUAAAAAUAGAACACAACCAGAGCAAGCAUCCUAGAAACCUUAUAAAAUAAAUUCCACUCCUUCAUAUUUAUUUACAAUCCUUUGUCUCUCCCUGUCUCUGUCUCACUCUCUUCCUCUUUCCCCUUUCCCUCCCUGUUUAUCUCUCUCCACCUUGCCCUCGUUCGACUGGCGAGAUAUUGAUUAUAUUGAGAACUGUUCGACCAUGGACUGGAAGCCAGAUCCGUCCGAAAACAGAAUUUAUUGCAUUUUUA